CCUGCUGAAGAAAGAAAGCCACUUUGGGAGCUGGUGCUGGAACAGUUCGAAGAUCUCCUCGUGCGGAUUCUUCUCUUGGCUGCCUUUGUUUCAUUUAUCCUGGCCUGGUUUGAAGAAGGUGAAGAGACUACGACUGCAUUUGUGGAGCCAGUUGUCAUCAUCAUGAUUCUCAUAGCUAACGCUGUUGUGGGAGUGUGGCAGGAGAGAAAUGCUGAGAGUGCUAUUGAAGCCCUAAAAGAAUAUGAGCCAGAAAUGGGAAAGGUGAUACGCACUGACAAGAAUGGAGUCCAGAGGAUCCGGGCUCGUGAUAUUGUACCUGGGGAUAUCGUGGAAGUGGCAGUUGGUGACAAGGUGCCAGCCGACAUCCGGAUCAUUGAGAUCAGAUCCACAACGUUACGGGUCGAUCAGUCCAUUCUCACAGGUGAAUCUGUGUCUGUGAUUAAGCACACGGACCCCAUCCCUGACCCCAGGGCUGUCAAUCAAGACAAGAAGAACAUGCUUUUUUCUGGUACCAACAUUGCAGCUGGCAAGGCUGUUGGGGUCGUCAUUGCUACUGGGGUAUACACAGAAAUUGGCAAGAUCAGGAAUCAGAUGGUUGCAACUGAGCCAGAGAAGACACCAUUGCAACAAAAGCUGGAUGAGUUCAGUCAGCAGCUCUCCAAGGUCAUAUCACUGGUCUGCAUAGCCGUCUGGGUCAUCAACAUCAGCCAUUUCAGCGACCCAGUCCAUGGCGGUUCUUGGUUCCGGGGUGCUAUCUACUAUUUCAAGAUUGCUGUUGCUUUGGCUGUGGCAGCCAUUCCAGAGGGCCUUCCUGCUGUCAUCACCACUUGUCUAGCCCUGGGCACACGCCGCAUGGCCAAGAAGAACGCUAUUGUGAGGAGCCUCCCGUCUGUGGAAACACUGGGCUGCACCUCGGUCAUCUGCUCUGAUAAGACCGGCACCCUCACCACUAACCAGAUGUCCGUCUGCAGGAUGUUUGUUGUUGAGAAGAUUGAGGGCAUCCACUGCAGCCUGCAUGAAUUCAGUAUCACAGGAUCCACCUAUGCCCCAGAAGGGCAGAUCCUGAAGGAUGAAAAACCUGUUCGUUGUGGCCAGUAUGACGGUCUGGUGGAAUUAGCCACUAUCUGCGCUCUCUGCAAUGACUCCUCUUUGGAUUAUAAUGAGUCAAAGAAAGUCUAUGAGAAAGUGGGAGAAGCAACUGAAACAGCCCUGACCUGCCUGGUGGAAAAGAUGAAUGUCUUCAACACUGAUAUCGGCAACCUCUCUAAGGUGGAAAGAGCCAACGCCUGCAAUUCUGUAAUCAAGCAGCUGAUGAAGAAAGAAUACACCCUGGAGUUUUCCCGUGAUCGCAAGUCCAUGUCCGUCUAUUGCACACCUGUCAGUUCUGGCCACAACUCUACUGGCAGCAAGAUGUUUGUCAAGGGAGCCCCUGAAAGUGUGAUCGAACGCUGCAACUAUGUCCGCAUUGGCACCAACCGGGUUCCUCUCGCACCUUCUACCAAGGAGAAGAUAUUAUCCAGAAUCCGGGAGUGGGGAACGGGCAUUGAUACCCUGCGCUGCCUUGCUUUGGCCACCCGGGACAGUCCUAUUAAGAAAGAGGAUAUACAGUUGGAUGACUCCACCAAAUUCAUCAAUUAUGAGACUAACCUAACCUUUGUGGGCUGUGUGGGGAUGCUGGACCCUCCCCGCAAGGAGGUGACUUCAUCCAUUGAGAUGUGCAGAAAAGCUGGCAUCCGAGUCAUCAUGAUCACAGGGGACAACAAGGGGACAGCUGUGGCCAUCUGCCGGAGAAUCGGGAUCUUCUCAGAGACCGAGGAUGUGACUGAUAAGGCCUACACUGGAAGGGAGUUUGACGAUCUUUCCCCAGAGGCUCAGCGUGAGGCCUGCUAUUCAGCUCGCUGCUUUGCUCGAGUUGAACCUGCUCAUAAGUCCAAGAUAAUUGAAUACCUGCAGUCUUUCGAUGAGAUUACAGCUAUGACUGGAGAUGGAGUCAAUGAUGCCCCUGCCCUGAAGAAGGCUGAGAUUGGAAUUGCUAUGGGGUCUGGUACAGCUGUGGCCAAGUCAGCAGCAGAGAUGGUGCUAUCUGAUGAUAACUUUUCCACCAUAGUGUCUGCUGUUGAGGAAGGCAGAGCCAUCUACAACAACAUGAAGCAAUUCAUCCGCUACCUUAUCUCAUCAAAUGUUGGCGAGGUUGUUUGCAUCUUCCUGACCGCUAUCCUGGGAUUGCCUGAAGCUCUGAUCCCAGUCCAGCUGUUGUGGGUGAACUUGGUGACUGAUGGGCUCCCUGCCACUGCUCUGGGAUUCAACCCCCCUGACCUAGACAUCAUGGAUAAACUUCCCCGCAACCCCAGGGAGCCUCUCAUCAGUGGCUGGCUUUUCUUUCGCUACCUUGCCAUCGGAGUAUAUGUUGGCCUGGCAACAGUGGGGGCAGCUACCUGGUGGUUUCUGUAUGAUGCUGAAGGGCCACAAGUUACCUUCUACCAGCUGAGAAACUUCAUGAGAUGCACAGAAGACAACCCCAUCUUUGAAGGAUUCGACUGUGAAAUCUUUGAGUCUCGUUACCCAACCACUAUGGCACUGUCUGUGCUAGUGACAAUUGAGAUGUGCAAUGCUCUGAACAGUGUGUCUGAAAACCAGUCGUUGCUGAGGAUGCCACCAUGGCUGAACCUCUGGCUUCUCGGGGCUAUAAUCAUGUCCAUGGCACUGCACUUCUUGAUUCUUUAUGUGAAGCCUAUGCCUCUGAUCUUCCAGGUAACCCCCCUGAGCUGGCCACAGUGGGUGGUUGUACUGAAAAUUUCCUUGCCUGUUAUCCUGCUUGAUGAAGGACUCAAAUAUCUUUCCCGCAACCAUCUAGAAGGAAUUCUCAAGACAGUCAGAAACAUGUGGAAUGGGGAGCACCAGCUGAAAGCCUGCAGGACUCCAGAUCACACAGGAAGAAGACAAGAAAUGAAUGACACAAAGGAAGCUCACUAUCUAAAUAAAGGAACCCUAAGCUGCAACUCGGACUGAAGUCUUGCAUGUGUGACCAUGACUAGAAGCCAGCAGGACAUGCAUGUGUCCAACUAUCAGACUAAUGCGGGUGAAUUGUCGAAAAGAAAAAUACUGAUUUGUUUCGUUUCGUAGCUUUUUUUUUUUUUUCUUUCCUGUAUAUAAUGGUGCAAUUACUGGACAGCUAAAUUAUGGUUUGGGGAUGGAACUAUAUGUAACUGAGUCAUUGUAACACAGCUCUUUGGGGAUCUAUUCAUGAAAAAUUAGUGACACUUCUUAAAAAUAGCCCUCGAGAGCGAGGUCAGCAAGCAUCCUUCACUUGGUGACAGCACAGUAAGAGGAGAAGUCAUGAUAUCAAAGUGGUUUGUGGAACCUGUGCGUGAGAAAUGCCAGGGGUGCAUUCCAGAGCUGAAAAAGAUGGUGCGGCAUGGCAAAAAUGGGCGCCAAGAAAACACUGAGCUGCAUGGGAGGACAGGAAGGAUAAGUGAAAGAGGCACAUAAGAUGCAACAGUUCAGGCUGGUUGGCCUCCGGUUGAGCAGACUCAUGUCCACCAAAGCCAUAGGAACUAGAUGGCAGUGCUGGUGCUUUGACAGCCAUGCUACCUAGCUGCCCGACUUUAGUAGCAUACAUCAAGAUCGUUUCAGUGUAUGGACAUAGAUAUCCUGUGUCCUGAUAGAAUUACUAGUGGUGUGCAUGUUGCAGAUGUGCACUUACAGAGAUUUUUGUGGCUGCAACUGUAGAUUUCCCCUCCCUCCCCCUUUGUUUUACUGUGUUGUUAUUAUCUUCUCUCCAUGUUGAAAAUCUUGAAUCUUCUCAGGCUCAUCAGACACCAAAUGUGGCUUAGUUCUCUUGUCCUUCCUCUUCUGUAUGACCUCAUUAAAUCUCUUCCUAUGCUUUCAGUCUGAAACAUUUCCAUGUAGAGUAAACUUUUACAACAAAACAUGGGAAUGAUGGAUCUUAGAAUCAACCACAUCUACUGCCCAUUCUUGAUCAAGCUUUCUGACCAAGCACUUUUUUUUUUUUUUAAUAAUUGUACAGAAAGUAGAACAUGAGACUAAUUCUCAGAUGGCAGUUGAGCGUUAGAUAAUAAUAUUAGCUUUGGGGGACACCUCUUGUUCCCUUAUGAUCUUCUUUACCAUUCUUAAAAUCAGUGCUACGCCUCCAACAGGGGAAACAAAUGUCCACAAAAUAAAGCCCCAUUUCCUGAGCACUGUCACUUGUGGACUCCCCUUUAAAGGCACUUCCUUUAUUCCAGUCCUUUGAGAUUGUUUUCCAGUAGAAGAGUUGUGCAGAUGAUAUUUUGCAUAGUAGCAUUAGGUUGUAUGUACCAGUAGAUUGGCCUGGCUCUGUCAAAAUCCAUGUUGCACCAGCUGAGGGCUUGGCUGUAAAUACAGCCAGCUGCUUUUCCAGCUCUCUAAAUACUCCCACUUCCUCAUUCCUCCCUUUCCUCAGAGCCCUGUCCCGAUGAUACUCAGUUAGCAGGAGUCGGCGGCUUUUCCUUCUUUCUAAACUACAACCUUGUGUACACAAUGGCACUAGGGCCAAGCAAUGCUUUUGAUAUCAUUUGAUAUCAUUUUUCUCGGUUACUAUCCUGAUCAGGUUUUGUUUUUUUCUUUUUAAAAACCUCCAUUGCUUUUUUUUGGUUCUCUUUCACAUGUGUGCAGACAAGCUGGCUGUGCUUCGACCAGCUGGCCACGUGAUGUACAGUAUGUGCCAAACACCAUCCCUUCCUUUUUCUUUCUCCAUCACCAGCAUUGAAAAAGAUGGGUAGUGCCCCAGACCAGUGGGAAUGUACAGACUUGUUAUACUACUGAGCUGAUUCAAUUGUACAGAAAACAUUGCAUGAAAAUGUUGUUACUGUAUUUAAUAUAUAAUGUAUUCAAGGAAUUUUAAUAUGGAGCUCUUUACAAAUAUAUCUUUAUAGAUACUGUGCGGUUACAGGAAAGUCAUUCACCGGAAAAAUUUCUAUUCACCAUCCUGGAGAAUUUUUUCUCCUAAUGUGUCACAUCCAAGUUGAUUUAAUUGGUGAUUUCACAGGCUGACUGAUUCCUUCUCAGAGGCCAGUUCCACUAACUCACCCAGCAUGGCCCAGACACUGACUAAGCCUUCAAGGAACUGGUGCACAAGGGUGAAGUCCACCUUUCACUGCACCCCUUCUCCCCUAGCUCCCUGUGUUUUUGGGGGGGUUUUCAGAACAGGCUGGUAAAUAAUAACCAGUAGAAAUUUAAUCCACGAUUAACAGGCUAAAUUCUGCCUUCAUGUGAGUAAAUGGAUUGCCUUCAGGGGAGAUGUUUCUGCUAUCCCAUGGUUGAAAUUGGUGUAUAACAUCCUGGUCGUCCUUUCUUUUGCAGGGGAGGAGGGAAUGAGGGGAGAGGGUGUCCAGAAAGUGUUGUCCAGCCAGGUUUGCAAGCUGCUUCAUCUGUAAAGCCCCACUGCUGGUACUCAUUUGCAUCCAGCAGAGAUCAGUGCUGGGUUGGACCUCUGAACCAGAUCCUCAGCUGGUAUGAAACAGUUGCCCCACUGGAAUGACCCUGAUUUGCAGCAGCUGAGGAUCUGGCCUGGGUGGUGGUAUUUUUUUUUAGCCUAAAUGUGUGCUUUUCUUUUCCUAAAACAUUCAAUGGCCUUAUUCUGAGCUCUGUAAUGUAAAGUGUCUUUAAAAAAACGAAAGAAAGGCUGUCUCAUUGGGUAUGUAAGAAGCAGAGGUAAAAUCAUGGACUUCUUAAAUCUCUCUUAAAUUCCUACUGGUCAUUUUGCAUUGCCUCAUCUGAUACUGGGAAACAUGGGUCCUGUGGAUCCCCGCAAAUUCAUUGUGAUUACUUAUAAAAGAAGGGCACGGUGCAGGCUGGAGUAGGGCAAUGCUAGUUUCUGUUCAGAUGUUACUAAUUUAGCGUCCCUGUUACUAAAAUGCAUCCCUGCUGCUCUGUGAUUGUAUGGGUGCAUUACAGGGUACGAAAUAAGGGAAAAGAAAGCAACAAACCAUGGCCUUAAUCCAGCCAAAAGGCUCACUCUUCUCAACAGCAGCAAUUUCCAUUUGCCCUUUUUCAUUAUACUCAUCUGAUAUAUUCUAAAAAUAUUUCAUAUCAAGUUGAUGAAAUCUGCCCUGAAGACACCUUCAAGAGGUACUCUCUUAAGGGUGCCCCAUUUCAAAGUGUCCAUGAUUUUUCUGUAUGAUCUUAAACUAAGGAAUCACAUCUUUCUUUGAUUUUCUUUUGUUGCCUGUGCCUUGAAUGGUUGUUAAAGAUAAGUUUUGUUCUUGGCUUUUUGCAGUUAGAGAGAUUAGAGAUCAAAUAUUUUAAUGAAGUAGAAAAAUAUCCUUAGAUUGAAUUUUUUAUUUUUUUUUUCCUUUUUAUGGUUUGGUGGCGGGUCUGGAUAAGUCAGAGUAGUUAUUUAUUGUUUGUACAUCACCAGCAGCAUGCUGGAUGCUCUAACAUACCAUAGUAAGUUUAUUAUUUUGUGUAGACUUGGAAGUUCCUGACCCAGUUGUGGAACUGGGUCUCGGUUGUAUCUUACUGAAGCAUUGGAUGGUGUGCAAUAGAAUGGAGACGUACACUGGCGUAGCAGUUUCUUCGUACUGCAUGUUGCAGAGAGCAGCCUUGGGCAGAGGGAAGGGGGGAAGAGUCUAGUAGUACCUGUCCCUUUCUGAAAAAAAGAAUCUGGGAAUUGCACCCUUUUGCCUUCUAGGAUAUUCAAACUUCUUUAUUAAAUCCCACCUCUUUCCAGCAAUUCUUCCAGCAACACACCCUCCUAAAUAAAAGGAACAAACUAUUCAUAACUCCUCAUGAGUGAGCACCAGAAUAGUAGCCCAUGUGGCUUUCCACAAGCACUUUAAAUUAAUUUCUCAGGGGCCAUUUAACAUGUUGGAUGACAGUAAUACAAUAAUCCUGGGAGCCAAGGUGCUCCUACCUCUUGAAGAAGUGCUAGGGGUUGAGCUUUGUGUAAUGGCUGUAGAGUCAGUUUUGUGCUGUUUCAGGACCUGAGUGUCAUUGUGGCUUAUGACUGGAUGAGCUCUCACCAAGAACUUGAUCGUAUCAGGAAGGGUUCAUUCUUCGAAGAAAAGACAGCUCUUAUUUGAAACGGCAGUGGAGAGAAUAAUUGGUGCCACCUCUGAAAUGUUGUUUUCUUUCAAUUCCUUUGUUGAACUAAUGUGGCCAAGAGUCUUGAUGCUUACCCAUGGGUUGAACAUUGGAUUUGCUUUGGGUAUUCAACGAGAUUCUGGCACUGUUAUGAUAAUGCUGCUUUAUGUAUGCUUCUAAGAGUUGUUUCAAGACCUGGGUAGUACCAGAAGGUGUCUGCAAAUAACAAGAAAUUGGAGAUGUGGGAGGGAUUGAGAAACUCCUGCAACAAAAGUGGGGCUGGGAUGAGUUUGCCCAGGCUGGAGGUGGUGGUGAAGAAAAGGGAUUUAAAAUGGAACUUUUGGAGACCUGAAUCCUGGCAAGAUGCACAGUACAGGGUGAGGCACAGGCUUUCAUACAAGGCAGAUUGGCACAAGAGCACUUGCAUAGCAAAUUCCUGUUCCCACCUGUAUCACUCACUUUGUGCACAAGGGAUUGGACACUGUAUCACUGGGAAUCUUUCCAUUGGCUGCACUGGGCUUUGAAUCAGAAUGAUGUGCAUCACAAGAACCUUUAAAGCAUGAGCGUUUGCAAGAUCAAGGCCUAAAAAUUCUCUUUUUCACAUCCAGGAACAGCUGUCGCCUUUAAUGCAAGAAUAAAUGUGCAAUGUUCCUGAUAGAGAAUGAAAUGGGUAGAAAACUUAUCUGCUUCCUGCUUGCUGGGAAGCUCAGGGCCAGCCCACCUGCUCUCUCAAUACUUUGCAUUCCCAAUCUCUGCAAGCACACAGCAGGUAAGAGACACCCUGGCUGUAAAUGGGAAGACAUGUUCAGACUGGAUUGUCUUGAGUGCUGUCCGUGGUCCUGAUGUAAAAAGCAAAGCCCUGCACAUAGUGCUUGAGUGAAGAGCUCCAGUGUGCACAACAAGGACCAAUGUGGGGGUAUAUUAUCCCUGUGGACUGUCCAGCAGAUGUAUGCAAAUAUGCUUUCCUGCUUUACUUUGGCAGCCCUUUUGUCUCCCACCCCCAAGGCAGCAUGCCCCAAGUGAGGCAUGAUCCUGGCUGUUAUGAAAAGCCCCCACCACCUACAGAGUUGAUGUUUCUUGAUAAACCCGGGGUCAGCAACCCCCUGGCAUGUGAAGCCAUUUUGCUUGGCGUGCCACAGCUGGCCUGGGCUCCCGCUGGCCACGGAGCCUGGGCUCGCAGCAGAGAGGCUGCAAGCAGCUGCACCAGGAUCUGUGGAGCCCCGGCCUGGCUUGUUGCUGGCAGCGGGUACAUGCAGACCUUGGGGCAGACGGCAGGGAAGGGACCAGGGCUGCGCUGCCACAACAAGGAUCGAGACCCCUCCGUUUCUCCCCACUACCCCCCCAUCCAUCCCUGGCACAACAACAUCUUACAAGUCGAGGUUGCAGGGUGUUUUAGCACCACCCAAAAAUGUUGCUGACCCCUGCAAUAGACCAAGAUGCAAAAAUGCCAUGAUAUUCUUCUGUGCCUGAUAUAGGGAUUUUCAAAUACUUUAGCUUCACUUACUCCACUUGCUUCCCAAAUAGACAAGCAAUAUCAGUCUGCCUGUCUCACCAGUCCCCUGCCCCUGAUUCCCUAUAUAGCAAUUCCCAGAUCUUCCACUUUCUCCCAGCUUUUCUUCAUCCCACCACCCCUCCAGUGCGACCUGGAAUCCCAUUGAGGUUAGUGAGAGAAGAACGGGUUCUGCUAGUGGAUUGGGGAGGUGGUUUACAAAGCCAAAGUAAAGGUCCUUAAACUCCCUGGGAGUGGAAAUGAUGGAUUAUUUAGGCUACCGAUUGGGAUUAUCUUUGGUUUGGGGUUUGCAGGAACUAAACUAGUAAGAUGACAUAUGGAGAAGGUUAAAAGUGCCCCUUGCAUUGUCUCCUUUUGGUGUCAUUCAGGUUUUGGAAAAGUAAGAAUGGAACAGUAAACCCAUGUAGAUCUCGAUACCUAUGAGCCCAGGCAGACGUGUGCUACUUUGGAGACAUCUAUAGCAGAUUCUUGCCCAUGCUGUGCAGAGUCUGUGCUGUGCUUUUGUCAGUGCACUUCAGGCACUGGAGAGAGAAAACAUUGACUUGUUUACAGGUGGUCUUAAUGCCAUGGCUUGAAUCUCUGAACAUAAAAUUUUGAUAUGAUGCCUGAACAGCUGAACCUAGAAAUCUCAUUGACUGCGCUUAGCAGCGACAGGUAAAUUGUUAUAUCUUUGGAUAAAAGUUGUUUGGGGGAGGGGGGAAAUAGAAGCGAAAGAAACAAGGUUUCCUAUUUUAUUAUACGAGAGAUAUUUUUCCACUAAAUUACUGAUUCCUAAAUUAUGUACUUUGCCUGAUGUAAAUAGCCAGGUGUGUUGUGAAGACUUAAGAAGGCUCAUUGUAGUCACAUACAUAUGGUCCACUCUGUUCGCACAAUAUUGAGCUGAUUUGUUUUAUACUUAUGAAAUUACAGAAAUAAAAACAAUUUUA
Messenger RNA from Alligator sinensis (Chinese alligator), 9498 nucleotides. It is a transcript of the gene ATP2A3, whose product is annotated as ATPase sarcoplasmic/endoplasmic reticulum Ca2+ transporting 3. The coding region runs from base 163 to 3009 and encodes 948 amino acids. Gene Ontology annotation, biological process: intracellular calcium ion homeostasis; calcium ion transmembrane transport. The record is from RefSeq and is a predicted model, not a curated record. Gene Ontology annotation, molecular function: P-type calcium transporter activity; ATP binding; ATP hydrolysis activity. NCBI's taxonomy places the organism in Eukaryota, Metazoa, Chordata, Crocodylia, Alligatoridae. Gene Ontology annotation, cellular component: membrane. The transcript is spliced from 21 exons.